Molecule: messenger RNA, 780 nt
Organism: Wasmannia auropunctata (little fire ant)
Lineage: Eukaryota; Metazoa; Arthropoda; Insecta; Hymenoptera; Formicidae
Product: cytochrome P450 9e2-like
Exons: 1
Molecular function (GO): monooxygenase activity; iron ion binding; oxidoreductase activity, acting on paired donors, with incorporation or reduction of molecular oxygen
Source: RefSeq, a predicted model, not a curated record
AAGCUUCUUAGUCCCAGUUUUACAUCCAGCAAAAUGAAGAUGAUGUUCGGACUUAUGUGCCAGUGCGCUGAAAAUUUAGUCAAUUUUGUAACAACGCAAUCCGGAGAAAUCGGCAAAACAUAUGAUGUAAAAGAUCUACUUUGCAGAUACGCCAAUGAUACGGUGGCCACGUGCGCUUUCGGUAUCGAUGUAGAUUCUUUUAAGCAUCCGAAGAACGAGUUUUUUCUGCUUGGCAGGGAGGCAAUGAAUUUUGAUGGCAUUCUAUCUGUCAAACGCUUAAUGCACAGAAAUUUUCCGCGACUUUGUGAACUCCUGAAAUUGAGAUUGUUUGGUCCAAGAGUGGAGAAUUUUUUCAGAAGUAUCGUUUCUGGCACAGUAAAAGUUAGAGAUGAACAAGGAAUUGUUCGCCCGGACAUGAUUCAAUUAAUGAUGGAAACCAGGAACAAAGAUAGCGGACCUAAGUUCAAUAUCGACGAGAUAACCGCCCAGGCGUUCGUUUUCUUUCUCGCUGGAUUCGAUUCUGUUUCAACAGCUAUGUGUUUUAUGAUGCAUCACAUCGGUAUCAAUCCCGAUGUUCAAAGCAAAUUGAGAGAAGAAAUCUUCGAUGUUCUCAGACAGACUAACGAUAAACCUACCUACGAGGCCAUCAAUGGCAUGAAAUAUUUGAACGCCGUGGUAAACGAAUCUCUCAGAAUGUAUCCAAUAGCAGUUUUCCUGGACAGAAAAUGCAUUAAAGAGACUAAAUUACCACCAGCGACUCCGGAUGGCGAACCGAUCACG